AUGUUUCCAUCUUUCAAUGUAUCACUGGUGCAAUUGAUUGCCAUACUGUCGAUAUUAUUGGUAGUACUGCCCACACAAGCGUCCGCCAAACCACCAGCAGGAUCCAAAGAGAAUGCCAAAAUGGAAUGCUUGCCGUCUGACGAGGACAUGACCUCGUUUCGAUGUCUCAAUGUUCCAGAUUCCAUGCAAUGUAUAAAUGCACAUCCCGAAUGCGAAGACUGGGCCAACAAAAAUGAAUGCAAAAGCAACCCACAAUACAUGUUGCUCCAAUGCCGGAAAGCCUGUCAAUCCUGCAUAUCCCUCCAUCACGGGGGAGUGACGCAAAUGGCGGCACAGGAACCAAGGCGGGUCGUUCAAGAAUUGGUGGAAUCCCAACAUUAUCUGUUUCGAUUGGCGAACGACCAUGGCAUCAAGCAUUUGAAAUCUUGUGUCAACAAACACGAAAUGUGCACGGAAUGGGCCGUACUGGAUGAAUGCAACACCAAUCCAGCGUUCAUGACGUUGGAAUGCCCCUUGGCGUGUCGGGGUUGCUAA
Messenger RNA from Cylindrotheca closterium, 534 nucleotides. Lineage: Eukaryota; Bacillariophyta; Bacillariophyceae; Bacillariales; Bacillariaceae. The record is from the annotation of a GenBank genome assembly.